ACGGGGGUUGCUUAGCAACCAUAGAUUGCGUGGGUGACGAGUACCAGAGUACCUUAAAAAGCUUUUCCGUGUAUGAAUUAGUGAGAGCCUCUAAGCCAAGAUGAAGCGCCCCUCUCAGGUCCGCAAGAAGGAUAAGCAAAAAGGAAAGGCAAAUGUCAAGGAGGCCCCAGUGCCGGAACAGGAGGAGGAAGUUGUUAACCCCAGUCAAGUCAAUCGGCCCCAAUGGACAGACAUGCUGAGCCAUGCAGAUGAAAUAGUGGGGGAUAUAAUGGAUGAGCUGCAAGGUCAAGUCAUGGAUGGCUGUUAUAAAUCAUACAUUGGAAAACAGCUUGUACCAUACAGUGUGUCCUGGGUCAAGAACUACCUCACUAAGACUGUGGAGUGCCAAGUCUUGUGCCUGGACCAAGGAGAGGAACCAGAAGAAUUAACUUCAACAGAAGACCUUGAGCCUAUGCCAGCUAUUCCAGAUUGCUGGGCCCAAGGAUGUGUGCCUACAGUCCAAAUUGAGGUUGGUAGUGACCAAGAAUCAUCAUACACAGACUCAAGUGUCCGAAGGCGAUCUAGGCCUUCUUCCUUAAAAAUCUGGGCUUUAAAGCAUGAUGAAAUUGAAGAAAAGCACAAGAAGGAUGACAGUGACAUCUCAUCUAAUGUUUCUACUACUUGUCCCCCAGCAAGCAGUGACAAAAAGAAGAUCCUUCAGGUGAAAAAGCCCCUCAAAGAUACUAUGAGCAAACCCCCAUUGUCUUUACCACCUCUCCCACCUCUCUUGAGUUCGUCAGAGAAAAAGGAUGUGCAGGUAGAGGUAGAGGGUGAAGAGAAAGACAGCAUUGCUUCCAAGACCCCACUGGCAUAUCGCCGCAAAGACCUCCGCCCAAUACCAAAGCUAGACCCUAAGCAAUUACCUCAACAUUGCAUUUCCACAGAGUAUGAGAUUCUCGAUAAUGACUUUGCUAAACCUAGCCCCCGAAAAUCUUGUCUAUUACCCAGACUGGAGCCAAAACUGACUAAGCAGAAAUCUAAAAGGGCGGAGACACCGUCAAAAACCAUAUCCAAAGAACCAACAGAAAGGUUUCAGAAAAAAUUUGACGACAACAUUCAUCUGCAUAAGCAGGACAAGGAACGGCCUAAACUCUUUGGCCCACUGAGGCUCGACACAAUGAUUUUGGCCAAAGGUGUUUCUCUUUUGGAUUCUCAAGCUGCUCAAAGUGUUCCUCCCAAAAUGAGCUAUCCGUCGCAGGCUACCAGUCUAAAGCCCAUACUGAGUGAUGUUGCUGUGCCAAUAUAUUCAGUUGACCAGGUUGCUGCUGCCUCGUCACCUCGAGUCACACCAAUAACGCAGACCAAGAACAGUGGCAGCUGAUUGAAAGAGUUAACAUGACUGUCACUGCUUAAGGAGAAAGAUGAUCUAGAUCUUAAUGACAAGAUGAAAAGUUCAAUGUAAUGCAAGCAAGUUAUAUUUUGUCCCUUAUGAGAAAGUAGUGAUAAAAGUUUAGUUUGUUUUUUAGUUAUAUACUCCUCCAUGUAAUCAGAAUUUCCUUUUUCCUGUGCAAGGUUCUAGAAAAAUUUUCUCUGUGUGAAAUAAAGAAAUA
This is a messenger RNA of Gambusia affinis (western mosquitofish), 1589 nucleotides long. RefSeq lists its product as uncharacterized. The transcript has 4 exons. Lineage: Eukaryota; Metazoa; Chordata; Actinopteri; Cyprinodontiformes; Poeciliidae. The record is from RefSeq and is a predicted model, not a curated record. Bases 101 to 1360 code for a protein of 419 amino acids.